Medioppia subpectinata is the source of this 753-nucleotide messenger RNA. The record is from the annotation of a GenBank genome assembly. Lineage: Eukaryota; Metazoa; Arthropoda; Arachnida; Sarcoptiformes; Oppiidae.
AUGGUAAGUUAUUACAAAGAGUCAUCUGUAUUGGGUUUGGGAUGUUUUGAUUGUAAAUACGAUCAUACAAUACAUAAUGAGUUAAACAAGUUGACAAACAUAUGCGACAAAUAUUUAGUGCAAUAUUACAAAAUAUGGUUUGAAGACAAUAAAUAUUACAUUCCAAUGGAGUUGUGUUCACACAGUUUACGGACAGUAUUUGACUUUAAGAGUCGAGUGUUUGGCCGCCGAUCGGCCGAAGAGUUUUUGACAGAGUUUUUCAUUUCAUGUCAAAUAUUCGCAGAGCUGUUGAAAUGUGUCCAACAUUUGCAUGAUUUGAGUCCAGCAGUGAUUCACCGAAACCUCAAACCCGAGAAUGUGUUAAUCGGAGGCAAAGCCGGGAAUUUGUGUUUGAAAUUAUGUGACUUUGGUUUGAGUCAAGUCUUUAAGAGUCUGUCAGACAAUAGAAAUCCCGAAUAUUUAUCGCCCGAAGAAACUAAUGGUGGAACUGUUGACUACAAGACAGACGUUUACAGUGCGGCCAAAAUCGGGAAAAAUAUAUUUGAUAUUCAAGUAACACCUACAUUGUCAGGAAUGUAUUCAUCGGAUUACAAGUUGAAAAACUCUGUGACUGAAUUACAAAAAGUGUUGAUUUCUAUGCAAUCAUUGGAACCGUUCGAUAGACCCGAUUGUCGACAAGUAUUACAAGAGUAUACUUAUUGGUCUAUUAAUGGCUAUUGUUUGUCAUCUGAUGGUUACAAGAGAUUUAAUUAA